Molecule: messenger RNA, 1824 nt
Organism: Paramuricea clavata
Lineage: Eukaryota; Metazoa; Cnidaria; Anthozoa; Malacalcyonacea; Plexauridae
Source: the annotation of a GenBank genome assembly
AUGCACGUUGGCUUGGCAUCCAAUUUGGCGCCCAAUUGUUCGCCUUUGGAAAUCGUUUGCGAAUGCCAAGAAAGCGAAGGAACUGUCGUUUACAAUCUUGUAGUUGGGGACGACAAUGUACCGCGGGUCAGUCUUUUAAAAAUUGAAAGACAGGGAAAGGAUGAUUUGUGCGCUGAUAUGCAAACAUCUAGUGAUCAUGAAGUUGUUCAUACACAAAACACUAUAAACAAUCCAACUUCAAACCAAUCUGCUUUUCAUGGUCUACAUGACUUGAAUUCUCAAGAAAAUCUUGUGGAUAGUACAUUAAAUAAAUAUUUCAAUCAUCAAUCUUUCAAACCGCUUCAAAAGAAAAUAAUUUUGGCAACCAUGAACGGUAAGAAUGUUCUUGGAGUUAUUGGCACUGGUGGUGGUAAAAGUUUGACAUUCAUGCUACCUGCUGUUCUUGCUGAUAAGCCUACUAUUGUUGUAGUGCCAACGUUGUCAUUAAUAGAUGAUCUCUUGAGUAGAUGUUUAACUUUAGACAUUCCAGCUUGCAAAAUUACUGGUGAGAUCCCAGUUGAUGUUCGUAAUUCUUGUCUUGAGGAACUCGCGAAGUUCAAACUUGUAUUUUGUACACCAGAAAUGUUUGCUAAUAAAAACGUUUUGGAAAAACUCAUGAGUGUUCAUGUGGAAAGAAUUGUCUUUGAUGAAGCCCAUACAGUCUGCAGUUGGGGGAAUACGUUUCGUCCUCAUUACAGAAGUGCCGCAAAUGAGUUGGCAAAAUUUCCUUGCCCAAAGUUGCUGCUAAGUGCAACCAUACCCCACCAACUAGUAUUAGAACUGUCAGAAGUGUUUGGUACAUUGGAAGUUAUCAAAGGAACUGUAUUACGUGAUAACAUGUUCCUACGUGUUCAGGAAAAGCCAAGUGGAAAUAAAUUUUAUGAUGAAUUGGCUCAGUAUAUAUUAAAUAGGAAAGAUGAAUGCGGAAUUGUCUACAGUGUCUUUCCAUCUGAUGUACUUAAGAUACAUUCAGAAUUAUUGAAAAGAAAUGUAAUGUGUGUACAAUACCAUGGUCAGUUGUCUCAACCUGUUAAAGAAGCCAGUUUUCAAAAGUGGACAUCAGGUGAAGUGAAAGUUAUGGUUGCAAAUACAUCAUUUGGCAUGGGGGUUGACAACAGAAAUGUAAGAUUCAUUAUUCAUGCGAAAAUGCCUACCAGUCUAGAUGAAUAUUUUCAACAAUGCGGAAGAGCAGGCCGUGAUGGCCAACUAAGUACUUGCUUAACCUAUUAUAACUAUGCAGAUAAAACUGCACUUCUGAAACUCUUCCGUGCCAGUGGGGACUUUUCAAAGCAGUCUUUAACGCUUAACAGGUUAAUUUCAUUUCUGGAAGAUCCUGUUACCUGCCGACAUUCAUCCAUACUGCAUUACUAUGGGGAGAAUAGAGAGGAUUAUUUUUGCGGUGGAAGCUGUGACAAUUGUAAGGACCGGGGGACAUACAUCAAGACUGAUGGGACGUCUGACGCAUUUAAAGUUGUCCAAGCAAUGUUAGAACUGUCUGGGAAGAAAAUUAAUUGCAAUACAUUAAAACUUUUUCUUAUUGGAAGUUCACAAAAGUGCAUCAAAGAUAAUGAGUUGGAUAAAUUAAGUACAUUUGCUUGCUUGCAAAAGACAUUUGUUCCAAGUAUUUUACUUGACAAAUUUUUGCAUUCUCUCAUUUACAAUGAUGUGUUAUCAGAGACUGUUGAAGUUAAAAAUAACACUUUCUCAGUUCUUAUCCAUCCUGGCUCCAAAGCACAUCUUGUUCUUUCACUAAAGAAUGAUGUUGAGAAGUAUUGCAAGGUGUAA